Alligator mississippiensis (American alligator) is the source of this 1680-nucleotide messenger RNA. It is a transcript of the gene PPAN, whose product is annotated as peter pan homolog. NCBI's taxonomy places the organism in Eukaryota, Metazoa, Chordata, Crocodylia, Alligatoridae. The transcript has 12 exons. Gene Ontology annotation, molecular function: rRNA binding. The coding region runs from base 90 to 1601 and encodes 503 amino acids. Gene Ontology annotation, biological process: ribosomal large subunit assembly; rRNA processing. The record is from RefSeq and is a predicted model, not a curated record. Gene Ontology annotation, cellular component: preribosome, large subunit precursor.
CACCGGAAGUGCGCGGAGCGCUAAAGCCGGCGCACGGCCGGAAGUGCCCGCGUCCCGCACGGGGGCAGAGGACAGCGUGCGGCGGCAGCAUGGGGCGGGCCGGCAAGACCCGGAGCCAGAAGGCGGAGUGCGCGGCCGCGCGGCAGCGGGCGCAGGAGGACUUUGCCGCCGUCCCGCACUCCUUCGUCUUCCACCGCGGCCGCGUGGGCCGGAGCCUGCGGCAGCUCGUGCUGGACGUGCGGCGCGCCAUGGAGCCGUACACAGCCCGGGCCCUCAAGGUGCGCAAGAAGAACGCGCUGAAGGACUUCGUGGCCGUGGCGGGGCCCCUGGGCGUGACGCACUUCCUGGUCUUCACCAAGUCUCCCAGCAGCAUCAACUUCAAGCUAUUCCGGCUCCCCGGGGGCCCAACCCUGACAUUCAGAGUCACUCAGUACUCACUGAUCAAGGACGUAGUGUCAUCACUGAAGCGGCAUCGCAUGCACGAGCAGCAGUUUACCCACCACCCACUGCUGGUGCUCAACAACUUUGGGCUUCCGCAGAUCCAUGUCAAGCUCAUGGCCACCAUGCUCCAGAACAUGUUUCCCUCCAUCAAUGUCCACAAGGUCAGCCUCAACACCAUUAAGCGAUGUGUGCUGGUUAGCUACAAUACCGACACACAGCUCCUGGAUGUCCGACACUACAGCCUGAAGGUUGUGCCUGUGGGGGUGAGCAAGGGUAUGAAGAAGCUGCUGCAGGAGCGGUUUCCCAACUUGAGCAGACUGGAGGACAUUAGUGAACUGCUGGUAAAGGAUGUGAACCUGUCAGAGAGCGAGGCUGAGCAGGAUGGGGCUCAUAACAUCCUGGAGCUACCCCAGGCCUACGCUGGACGUGGGAACAUGAAAGCACAGCAGAGUGCUGUGCGCCUCACUGAGAUCGGCCCACGCCUGACCCUGCAGCUCGUUAAGGUGGAGGAGGGGCUGGGCCAAGGCAAUGUGCUCUACCACAGCUUUGUGCACAAGACAGAAGCUGAGGUGCAGGAGAUGCUCGCCCGCAGGGAGGAGAAGUUGCGGCUGAAGGCUGAGCGGCGCCGCAAGCAGGAGGCUGAUGUGGACCGCAAGCAGCAGCAGCGGGAGGAGAACAGGAAGAAGAGCCUGGAAGGGAUGAAGAAAAAGCAACAGCAGCAGGCGCAGGACAGUGACAGUGAUGCAGAGGAUCCUGGGAUAUCGGAGGACCCAGAUAGGGCUGGGACAUCAGAUGAUGAUGCUGAGUACUAUCGGGAGGCUGUGGGUGAGGAACCCGACAAAGAGCUGUUCCCAAAAAGUGCCAAGAGGAAGCAGGGGCUCUUGCGGCCCCACAGGCCCAAUAAGAGACUCCGCCCUAGCCCCCCAGGGCACCUAUCCACAACCCCGCCAGGCAGAGCUGGCCCCAAGGCUAAGAGGAAGAGGCCUCCAGGGCCCUGGCCGCAGCAGGACUCCCAGGGGCGGCCAAAGCAGAAAAGACCCAGGCAUUUGGGGCAGCAGGGCCCCAAGCUCCCCAGUGUGAAGCUGAGGACAGGACUGCUGGGCCAACGUGGGAAAAGCGCUUGGCGGAGGCCUGGACAGCCCGGACGGGGACGACAUUAGCAUGACCUCUGUUCAUGGAGGUGGGGGGAGAAAGCACCCCACUUUGUUGUAUGCACAAUACACCACUUGCAGCAAUGUC